Messenger RNA from Racocetra persica, 147 nucleotides. Lineage: Eukaryota; Fungi; Glomeromycota; Glomeromycetes; Diversisporales; Gigasporaceae. The record is from the annotation of a GenBank genome assembly.
GAUGUGCUUAUUUUGUUAGAACCAAUUGAAGCUACUACAAAAUUGUUCUCUACAAUAUUAUAUCUGACUAUAGAUAACAUUCGUCUAGUAUUUUUUGGUAUUCAAGAUUUUUUAGAUAAGUAUAUUGGACAAGAAGAAUUUUCUUAA